Molecule: messenger RNA, 294 nt
Organism: Arachis ipaensis
Lineage: Eukaryota; Viridiplantae; Streptophyta; Magnoliopsida; Fabales; Fabaceae
Source: RefSeq, a predicted model, not a curated record
AUGGCGGUGGUGAAGUGGCGGUGCUGGGAGGGGGCACGGCGGCGCUGUGGCGGAACAGGGCGGGGCGGUGGUGGAGCAGGUUGGGUUGGAGGGUGGGGUUUGGGUUGGGUGAAGGGUUGUGAUGGUGGGAGGGUUGGCGAGGGUUGUGGAUUGGAGGGGGAUGGAAUGGGAGGCGGCGCUGGUGGCGUGGUGGUGGUGGCUGGCCGCGGUGGGGGCAGCGUGAUGGCUGCAAAGGAGGGAGUUGCAGAGAGGGGGAGGAGAAAAGGGGGGGUAUGGGGGGCGCGAUGGGGUUAG